AUGAUUGUCUACGAUGCGAGACAAUGGACUCUUCUUAUGAUCCUCAGGGUUCAUGGUUCCGUUUUUCCAAAAGGAUUAUGUUGGGCGCUUCCAAACGCCAUCAUCGCUGCCCUGCUGCACUGGCUGCUGCGGAGGUAUACACCGGAUGCAGAUGGAGAUGGUGUGCCAGAUGCCAUUCAGAACAUGACAGGUGUGGACGUCAUAUGGUCUGGCUACACUUUCGUCCUUGGCUUUCUGGUGGUUUUCCGGAACAACCAGGCUUAUUCCCGCUUCUGGGAGGGAGCAACAUUGAUCAGCCAAGUGCGUGGCGAGUGGUUCAAUGCCGUCUCAUCGCUGUUUGCCUUCACAUCCCGGAAACCCGAGAAGGCCGAGCAGGUCUAUGCAUUCCGGCAACUUCUUAUACGCCUUGCUAGCAUGAUGUAUUGUGCGGCCCUUCAGCAGGUGUGCGACACCGAUGCAGACGACUCCCUGCAAAUCCUAGAUACAGAAGGCAUUGCUCCUGGGCAUCUCGAGUUCCUCGAGGCUGCCAAUGACCAGUGCGAGGUGCUGCUGCAGUGGGUUCAACAGCUCAUCAUCGAAUCUCACGACGCAGGUGUGGUGGACGUUCCCCCGCCUAUUUUAUCUCGAGCUUUCCAGGAGCUCUCACGCGGCAUCGUCACACUGAACAAUGCUCGAAAGAUAAAGGACAUUCCGUUUCCUUUUCCUUACGCGCAAAUGUUGGUGUGCAUGCUAGUUGUUCACUGGUUGGUGACGCCCAUGCUGGCGAGCCUGGUGAUAGAGUCGUGGUGGUGGGCGGCAGUUAUGUCUUUCCUAGUCACAGGAUCUUUCUGGACGCUGAUGCACAUAGCUAUGGAGAUCGAUCAGCCGUUUGGGGCCGAUGCCAACGACCUCCCCAUAAAGGCGAUGAUGAAAGACUACAACAGGAGUUUGCUUUCGCUGUUAAACUCUGCCACCCAGAAAGCGCCCACCUUUGCCUUGCACAAGCCGACACCGGCCUUCGUACAAAGCAAAGACGCGAAUUUGACUUUCUCCAUUCGAAAGCGGCUGAUCCGCAGCUCUUCCGAGGAGGACUCGGAGUUUCAUUUUCGAGAAAGCGAAAGGCUUCGGAACAGCGAGGCGUUCACCCGCCUCCACACAGACUCUGGCUCUGGAACGCCUCGCGAGCGGACGUUCUCGGAACGUAUGAAUGCUCAUGAGGCUCAAGCUCCUCAGGGUGCAGACGCAACUGAAGGACAAGACGCGUCCGACAGCAAGCUCGCCGUGGCCGAGGAGAGCUUUUCUGCGCAGAAGCCUGCGGAGUCCAUACUGUCAAGAGGUUUCAUUGAGAUGAUUUGA
Molecule: messenger RNA, 1335 nt
Organism: Symbiodinium sp. CCMP2456
Lineage: Eukaryota; Dinophyceae; Suessiales; Symbiodiniaceae
Source: the annotation of a GenBank genome assembly